This is a messenger RNA of Prinia subflava (tawny-flanked prinia), 969 nucleotides long. RefSeq names its product hydroxypyruvate isomerase (putative) (gene HYI). Bases 57 to 902 code for a protein of 281 amino acids. The record is from RefSeq and is a predicted model, not a curated record. Lineage: Eukaryota; Metazoa; Chordata; Aves; Passeriformes; Cisticolidae. The transcript has 8 exons.
GGGACGCGGUGCCCGGAGCGGCCGCGGGAGCUCCGCCCAGGCCCGCCCCGCCCGCCAUGGCGCUGCGCUUCUCUGCCAACCUCUCCUGGCUCUUCCCCGAGCUCCCGGCGCUGCCGGCGCGGCUGGAAGCGGCGGCGGCGGCCGGGUUCGGAGCGGUGGAGUCGGCCUGGCCGGCGGACUGCCCGGCUCAGGAGCUGCGGGCCGCGGCGGAACGGGCGCGGGUGCGGAUCGCGCUCCUCAACACCCCCCCCGGGGACCAGGAGGCGGGCGAGAUGGGGCUGGCGGCCGUGCCCGGGCGGCAGGCAGCCUUCCGGCGGGGCCUGGAGGCGGCCGUGCACUACGCCAGGGCUGUGGGCUGCCCCAGGAUUCAUGUGAUGGCUGGGCGGGUUCCCCUGGGCACAGAGCUGGCUGCAGUAGCAGGUGAGAUGGAAACCACCUUCAUUGAGAAUCUCAGAUACACUGCUGACCUCCUAUCCCAGGAAGACAUGAUUGGACUGUUGGAGCCUAUUAACAGCCGCAUCACUGAUCCUCGUUACUAUCUGAACAGCCCACACCACGCUGCUGCCAUCCUGGAAAAAGUGGGACGGCCCAACCUGAAGCUGCAGCUGGACCUUUUUCACUGCCAGAUCAUGGAUGGCAAUUUAUCACACAACCUGAAGACGUACUUCCCACUCAUCGGUCAUAUCCAGAUUGCACAGGUUCCAGGGCGGCACGAGCCCGAUAGCCCCGGGGAGUUGAACUUCCCCUACAUCUUUGAGCUCCUGGAGUCCCUUGGCUACUCUGGCUAUGUGGGGUGCGAGUAUUCUCCAAAGGGAGACACCCUGGAAGGUCUGGGCUGGCUGCGAUCCUACUGGGAAAGCCGAGGGCUGCAACAUGGUGGGAACAGCAAGGCAGCCGAGUAAAACUAGAAAAUCGUGAGAAUAAAAGACAAAGCAAUGGCUGAACAGAAGAGCACGUGUCUUCUCUAGG